AUCGCCGCGGCAGGGGGUGGAACGAAGCCGCCGGCAGCGGCAGCGGCGGGCCAGACAGCAGCAGCAGGAGCAGGCCAUGGAGCAAGAGGAAGCAGCGGCAGCAGCAGGAGCAGGGGCAGCAGGAGCAGCAGCAGGGGCAGCUGGCGGUAGCGCUAGCGCUGCGGAAGCUGCAGCAGUCCCUGCUACUACUACCGCUACUGCUGCUGAUGCUGAUGCUGAUGCACCACCACCACCAUCAUCUGGUGCUAGCGGCAGCAGGGUCCCCGCGACCUUGCAGAUGCUUCCGGGCAACAACGACAACAACAGGAGCAGCACCGGAGCCGGGGGCGGCACCAGCAACAGCGGCGAUGCUGCUGCUGCUGCGGGUGUCGCAACGCCUGCUGCCGCUGCCAUUGCUGAUAUGGUUGUAGCUGCUGCUGCCACGGCUACUGCUGCGGAUGCGGCUGCCGCAGCGGUUGCUGCUGUGGCUGCGGCCCAGCGUGCGGAGGUGGCCGCUGCGUUCGCGGGCGGGGAGCAGUUGGUUCGAUUGGUGGGGUGCGAGGUGGGGGAGCCGCAGCUCAUCACACGCACGGGGCUGCAUAAGGAGGUUCGGAAGAAGGCUCGGCAGUUGGUACGGCAGGUGUACGGCAACCCCGAUGACCGAAUGGUGCCGCUGUGGGAGGUGCUGGGUCACAGCGACUUGGACAGUGAGGAGGAUGAGGAGGACGAGGAGUUCAGCAGCGGG
Messenger RNA from Astrephomene gubernaculifera, 724 nucleotides. NCBI's taxonomy places the organism in Eukaryota, Viridiplantae, Chlorophyta, Chlorophyceae, Chlamydomonadales, Astrephomenaceae. The record is from the annotation of a GenBank genome assembly.